AUGGAACAAUUCAUUGAGGCCAUACAUCUUGUACAGAAUGGUCAUGUCUCUCAUGACCCAGAAGACAGCUCUGCAUUCACAGAGGACAAUUCCUCAGAUACCUCUAUUGAUGAUAUUUGGAUUGGCCUUGAGGUCCGAUCUGAAGAUGAGGCAUGCAUAGUCUGUGCACGACAGGUCUCUCAUGACCCAGAAAAAAACUCCACACUCACAGAGGACAAUUCCUCAGAUACCUCUAUUGAUGAUAUUUGGAUUGGCCCUGAGGUGGCCAUUGCUGACAAUGGUCUCGAGUGCUCCUCUUCCAAUGAUGGGGGAGAUGAAGCAGCAUCUAACACCAGUGCUGAAACACUCAUCAACCUUGACCCUGCUCAUUACUUCAACUGGUUUGGAACCACCAGUGUUGUCGGUGUUGGGCUAUUUAGUGACAUAACCACUGCUUGGAUGCUUUGUGCCCCAGGCACAUCGGUCCAUUACUUCACCACAUCCCAUGAAGCCAAGAAGUAUUUUAAUCUUGCUCUGUCAAUGUGGGGGAUUUCCAAUGAACAUUCUACACACUUGAUCACCUAA
Molecule: messenger RNA, 564 nt
Organism: Suillus subaureus
Lineage: Eukaryota; Fungi; Basidiomycota; Agaricomycetes; Boletales; Suillaceae
Exons: 5
Coding region: 1-564 (187 amino acids)
Source: RefSeq, a predicted model, not a curated record